ACAAUCAAAUUAAUAUGAGAUUAGAUUUAAUAAUAAAUAGAUUAAACUAAAAGAAAUUGAAGGAUCAGUGUAGGCGAUAGCAAAGGAAAGGCGGUGGGCGCGUGACACGAUAGCAUGGCUCGUCGACGUUAACGGUGAGCUAACCGACAAUCGAAUUUGGACCGUUGAGGCCUCCUCCUUGCGGCGCGGUUCACCGGAACCAUAUGUAAUCUCUUACUCUUUCUUCUUCCCUCAGUUAAACGAUAUUUGAUUGAUGCAUUGAUUGAUGAAACGAUGUUGGCGAUUGCCGGAACUUCCUUUCUACCCGCCAAACCCUUUCGACCUCGCCAAUUUCGUGUUUAUAGGCGCCGAAGGAUCAAAAUCAAUUCCUCCUUACCUAUUCCGCCAUCACCCGAACCUUUUCACAAUCUAUUCCACAGUUUAAUCGCUCAAUAUCCCUCUGUUAAUUCUCUCGAUUUCAUAACUCCCGCUCUCGGUUUCGCUUCUGGCGUCGCGCUUUUCUUCUCACGCUUCAAAUCUCGCGAUGAUUCUUCGCUCUCCGAUAUUGGCGAGUGGAUCCUCUUCGCCUCUCCGACGCCGUUUAACCGUUUCGUGCUGCUUCGGUGUCCUUCCAUUUCGUUUCAGGGGAGUGAUUUCGAGGGCGUGGGCGAGAGGCUGGUGAGAGAGGAGAGGCAUUACGUAAGCAUCAACAGUGGGAGGAUUCAGGUGCCGAAGAGAGGGAGGGAUUUGGAGGAUGAGGAGUUGUUCAAGUAUCAGAGAGUGUGCGUGAGUGCUGAUGAUGGAGGUGUGGUUUCGUUGGAUUGGCCUGCAAACUUGGAUUUGGAAGAGGAGCGUGGAUUGGAUUCUACGCUCUUGCUUGUUCCAGGAACGCCUCAAGGGAGCAUGGACAGUAACAUUAGGUUCUUUGUGCUUGAAGCUCUCAAGAGGGGCUUUUUCCCUGUUGUCAUGAACCCCAGAGGAUGUGCGGCUUCACCUCUCACCACUCCCCGGGUAUUUACAGCUGCUGACAGCGAUGAUAUCUGCACAGCUAUAACAUAUAUAAACAAUGCAAGGCCGUGGACAACCUUGAUGGGUGUUGGCUGGGGAUAUGGUGCAAACAUGCUGACAAAAUACCUUGCAGAGGUUGGGGAAAGAACACCAUUGACAGCUGCCACAUGUAUAGACAAUCCUUUUGAUUUAGAUGAAGCUACAAGGUCCUCUCCUUAUAACAUAGUGACUGAUCAGAAACUCACAGGUGGACUGGUAGAUAUUCUACAAGCCAAUAAGGCACUAUUCCAAGGCAAAACAAAAGGUUUUGACGUGGAAAAAGCUCUGUUGGCAAAAUCCGUACGUGAUUUUGAAGAAGCAAUAUCUAUGGUAUCUUAUGGGUUUGGGAAUGUAGAAGAUUUUUAUUCAAAAUCCAGCACAAGAAAUAUGAUUAAGGAUGUUAAAAUUCCUGUUCUCUUUAUACAGAGUGAUAAUGGGAUGGUUCCCAUGUUCUCAGUUCCACGGAAUCUGAUUGCAGAAAAUCCAUUUACAAGUUUGCUCCUAUGUUCUUGGUUACCAUCUAGUGUUACUAAUACUGAAAUGUCGGCUUUAUCAUGGUGUCAGCUUCUAGCAAUUGAGUGGCUCACAGCAGUGGAACUGGGACUCUUGAAGGGCCGUCAUCCUCUUCUGACAGAUAUAGAUGUUACCAUAAAUCCUUCUAGAGGAUUAACUGUUGUAGAGCAAGUAAGGUCAAAUAAAGAUGCUAAAGUCAGCAAACUGUUGGAUCUUACUCGGUCAGAUGCAUUUAAUGGAUACUCUAUUGAUCCUACUAAUGAUUUCGUAGAAGAAGAGAAGAAUGAUGCUAGCAUCCAAUUUAGGUCCCAAAAAGAUCUACAGAUAAAAAAUGAUCCAUUACAGCAGACUAGCUCUACUGAUGCAGAUUUGAUUGAAAAGGAGAAUGUUGCCUCAGUAGAUAGUGAACAUGGUCAAGUUCUACAGACGGCGCAAGUGGUAAUAAAUAUGCUUGAUGUUACCAUGCCUGGUACUCUAACAGAAGAGAAGAAGCAAAAGGUAUUAACUGCUGUGGGUCAGGGAGAGACACUCAUGAAAGCUUUACAAGAUGCUGUUCCAGAAGAUGUCCGUGGAAAGUUAACAGAUGCAGUGACUGGAAUUUUGCAUGCAAGGGGCUCUGACUUGAAGGUUAAUAGGAUUCUAAGUAUUGCUCAGGCUCCUGAAUCAUUAUCAGUGCAAAAGAACCAAGAAAAAGUCAAAGUAUCAGGUCCAGAAGUUAUGGUUGAAGAUCAGUCCGCUGUUAAUCAGAUGAAAAAGACUAGUAGUCCUAUAAAUGACUCUGAUAAUGCUCCAAGUAGUGUGGGUGAGCUUGCUGAGGGAACAGAAACACAUGUUCUUCCCCUAGACGAGAAAUCACCAAAUUCUACAAAUUUAGUCCAAUCUCAAGAAUCAAGUGAUGAAGCUGGUUCUUCCAGUUCUCUUAGGAAGGAAACUGAUGAGUCUAAAGACAAUAAUGACACACAUGAAGAAUCGACAGGAAAAGCUGUUCCGGAUAUUGAUCAUAGCAAGAAUGGAUUGGAAACAGGUGCCAAACCAUACACUUCAAGCCUUCCUGAUGGAGCAGCUGGAUUUGAAGCAGCAGCCGUUGGUGAGCAGAAAAGCCAAAACAGUGGAAUAGAUCAAAUAGACACGAAGGAGGAAAAUAAUAUCCUCAAGGUUGAACAGAAAACUCAGGAUUUCUCCAGUGAUCAAAGUAAAACAUCUUCAACUGAUGCAAAAGACGAACCCUCUUCACCUUCUACAUCCUCUAAGCACCAGAGAAUUGAAAAUGAAGGUAAUGAUAGUGAGAAAAAGGAUAACAAGAAUAUGCAGCCUGUUUCACUCCAAACUAACUCUACUAAUUCAGACUCUAGUACCCCAGCCUUCAGUGUUUCUCAAGCAUUGGAUGCCCUGGCAGGGAUGGACGAUUCCACCCAAGUGGCUGUUAACAGUGUUUUUGGUGUGAUUGAAAAUAUGCUAUCUCAGCUUGAGCAGAGCUCAGAGAAUGAUGAAGUCAAGGAGGAAAAAGAUGUUGAACACAAUUUAGAAGAAAUGAAAAAAAAUAAUAGUGAAAGAAAGGAUUCCAACACAUCUGAUGAGCCUUUGGAAGAUGAUUACCAUAAUAGUGGGUACUCGAAGAAUAAUUCUUGUCAUACAGCAGAACAACCAACUCAAAGCCUCAGCAAAAUUAAUGGGAACAGUGUAUUAAAUUCUCAAAAUAGUAACUCUAAUGACCACCUAAUUCAGAAAGGAAGUAAUAUGAAUACUCAAUUGAUUGACAAACGAUUUCUAAUUGAUAAAUUGGAUGGACACAGACACAUUAAUAGGAUGCCGGAGUUAAUAGCUGCAGAUUCAUACAGGGUUUCUCCUUACAAUGAAUACCUCCGUAAAUAUCUUGUUUCAAAGAUUCCUACCAAACCACUUGAUUUAGACACAACAACUGCAUUAUUGCUUGACUAUUUCCCAGAAGAAGGUCAAUGGAAACUCUUCGAACAACCACAAAACAUGGAAAUUGCUUCUUCUAAUGCUGAGACUUGUGAGGAGGCUGGGCACAAGAUGAAGCCCCCAUCAUCUGUAAAGUCUUCUAAAGCAGAGCAAUAUAUUGAGCCACCAUAUGUAAUAUUAGAUACUGAAAGGCAGCAAAAACCUGUCAAAAAUUUCAUAGCAACAGAUGGUGAGAGUAGAAUGACCAAUACCAGUGAUGACAGGUCAGAGGAAUUGGUACAAUUUGUUAAAAAGAGAGUGUUAGAUUCUUUGAAGAUGGAAGUUGGUCGCAAGCUGAAUGCUGCAGAAAUGGUAGAAAUGAAAUCAAAGCUUGCUGAAGAUUUGGAACAAGUGGCAAAUGCACUUUCAUUGGCUGUUGUACAUAGCAAGGUGAAACAACUAUACACUGAAAUUCACGGUCAUAAUGUGGAGGAUUCUAUAGAAAAGCUAGGUACUCUUGAUGGAGAACAUAUUAUUAGGAUAAUUUCAUCCUCUGUUCAGAAGACUAGCUGCCUGAGAAAAGUGAUGCCUGUUGGUGUUAUAGUUGGAUCCAUCUUAGCUUCCUUGAGGAAAUAUUUUAAUGUAACUUCACUUCAAGAUAAUGGCCAGAGAAGAUCUCUGACCUUUGAUGAUGGGGAAAAACCUAGCGAACAGAAUUAUGGCGUGGGAGGUGUAACAGUGAUAGAUAAAUUAUUGGAAGAGAAAACUAGUUUGGGCCAUCCCGUUGAGACAAAGAUAGUAGAAAGUGAAUCAGAAGAUACGAGUAAAAAUACUGUCAUGGUUGGUGCUGUUACAGCUGCUCUUGGGGCUUCUGCUUUACUUAUGCAGCAGGAUUCACAACGAGAAAAUGAAACUGCUAAUAGCUCAUCCACAUCUUUGAAAAUGAAAGAUCACCAUAAAAAAGGGUCAGAUUCAUUUGAGGAGGAAGUCUUUAAGAGCCAGAAUAACAUAGUCACAAGCCUUGCCGAAAAAGCCAUGUCAGUUGCCGGUCCAGUUGUACCUACUAAAGAAGAUGGUGGGGUGGAUCAAGAAAGACUGGUUGCAAUGCUAGCUGAUUUAGGACAGAGAGGAGGAUUUUUGAGGCUAGUUGGAAAGAUUGCUUUGCUUUGGGGUGGUAUACGUGGUGCAAUGAGUUUGACAGACAGGCUUAUCUCAUUCUUACAUAUUGCUGAACGUCCCUUGUUUCAUAGGAUUUUUGGAUUUGUUGGCAUGAUCCUUGUUCUAUGGUCUCCUGUUGCCAUUCCAUUGCUUCCAACAAUUGUUCAAAGCUGGACAACAAAGACUUCAUCCAAAAUAGCUGAGUUUGCUUGCAUUGUUGGCCUGUACACUGCUAUAAUGAUACUUGUUAUGUUAUGGGGGAAAAGAAUCCGUGGGUACGAAAAUGCAUUUGAGCAGUAUGGGUUGGACUUGACAUCACCAGAAAAGCAAUUUGAAUUUUUGAAAGGCUUGGUUGGCGGAGUCGGCAUCAUUUUGUCAAUCCAUGCUGUGAAUGCAUUCCUUGGUUGUGCAAGCUUUUCUUGGCCUCAGACUCCAACUUCUUUUGAUGCCAUGACUUGGCUAAAAGUGUAUGGACAAAUGGUUCUGGCAGUUGUUCAAGGAACUGUAAUGGCAAGUGCUAUUGCACUGGUGGAAGAAUUACUUUUUAGGUCAUGGUUGCCCCAGGAAAUUGCAGUUGAUCUUGGAUAUCAUCAUGGAAUUAUCAUUUCAGGAUUGGCAUUUUCUCUCUUCCAGAGGUCGCUACUUGCAAUACCAGGACUUUGGCUUUUGUCUUUCUCUUUGUCAGGUGCCCGGCAGAGAAAUGGAGGCAGCCUCUCCAUCCCUAUCGGGCUCCGUGCAGGCAUGAUGGCAUCUACUUUUAUCUUGCAAAAGGGUUGUUUUUUAACAUAUCAUAACAAGGGCAACUUUUCUCCCUGGAUAAUUGGGACUCAUCCUUUUCAACCAUUUAGUGGUUUAGUUGGUUUGAUAUUUUCUUUAUCAUUAGCAAUACUUCUCUACCCUAGACAGACUUCACAAAAAAGAGAAGCUCAGGAAUCAAAAGAAGUUUAUGAUUAAUAUUUUUAGAGUUAUGAAUUUGGCAAUGGCCUCAUGCUAAUAUUGCCAAAAUUGGAGGUAACUUGUGAUUCUACAUUACACGGUCCAAGUUUUUCUUGUAGAAUGUGAAGACAGUAAUAGAGGGACAUGCAAAGAAAGAUGGAAUAUUGGAAAAUUAAAGGCUUACUAUCUUGUAGAAUUCUCGUCUUGAACUAGAGGCAAACACAAGUGACUGUGGGUUUUAGAUUUUAGGUAUCAUUUACAAGGUCAAUUUUGUAAGUAGAAAAACUACAGGUUUGUAAAAAGAUUUUUGUAUUUUGUUUUUUUCACUUUAUUAGCCAAUCAAAGUGUACAGUUCGGUUACUGUAAAUUUUGCUAGUUGUAUCACUAUUUAUCAUUUGAUGCAGAGGAGCUACUGAGCUAGGAUAUAAGACCCUAGGACGGUGUAAGCUAAGUUUUGCUCUCCUCUUUUCCUUUUUCUUAUGUUUGUCAUUUUCAGAGGCAUCUUUAUAUUGUAACACUUAGUCACGAGUGACUAAUAUUUUUUAAAGUGAGGAGAAUCCAUUUUAC
Molecule: messenger RNA, 6102 nt
Organism: Abrus precatorius (Indian licorice)
Lineage: Eukaryota; Viridiplantae; Streptophyta; Magnoliopsida; Fabales; Fabaceae
Exons: 11
Coding region: 274-5553 (1759 amino acids)
Biological process (GO): CAAX-box protein processing
Cellular component (GO): membrane
Molecular function (GO): metalloendopeptidase activity
Source: RefSeq, a predicted model, not a curated record